This is a messenger RNA of Amaranthus tricolor (Joseph's coat), 1198 nucleotides long. RefSeq lists its product as uncharacterized. The record is from RefSeq and is a predicted model, not a curated record. Lineage: Eukaryota; Viridiplantae; Streptophyta; Magnoliopsida; Caryophyllales; Amaranthaceae. Bases 159 to 872 code for a protein of 237 amino acids. The transcript is spliced from 3 exons.
GUGUACCCAUCAUAUCCCAAGACGUGCUCACAUUCUUGAGACUUGAAUACAGACGACGACGAGAUUCAUACUUUUAUAGUACACUUGAAUGAUUGCUAACAGUGAAACAAAUCAAGAUCAUCAAUUCAAUUUCUGAAUCAAAAUCUGCAUAAUCAACAAUGGAGUCUUCCGAUGAUCAGAAGAUGACUGUUAAUGGCGACGAAGACAUGUACAACAGCAGUACAACCAACCAACACGAACAAUCCAACUACAAACAAGAACAAUCCGCUUAUGCUGAUUCUGAUCAGAGUUUAUACGGUGUCCUUUCAUCACUUCUAAUGGCGAUCUUCUUCCCAGAUCCUCACUCUGACUCGUCUUUCUUCCAGCGAACCAAAGAUUCUUGUAGAGAGAACCUUCCGCACCUUCGAGAAGCUUCUAAAGCUACUGGUGUUAAUGUUCUUAGGUGGGCCCGUCAAGGCAGUUCUCUUCGCUUGCUCCUCGUUAUUUCUAUUGGGACAAUUACUCUUCUAACCCUUACAGGGGUGCUAGUUUUCUUGCUCUUUUUGGCAGCGGCUACUGUCAAUGCAAUCAUCAUAUCACUGUUUAUGUCUUUGGCUGCUGCUGGUGGCUUCUUGGCUAUCUUCUUUGCUUGUGUUGCAGGAAUUUACAUAGGGGCUUUGUCGAUUGCUGUUUUCGUUAUUUCCUCUGCAACAAUAUCGGCAAUUAUCACUGUUCUUAUUGUUACAGGCUGGCUUGGUUUCUUUUGGAUUGUCUGGUCGGUAGUGAAAAAGAGUGCUGGCCUUGCAAAGCACUCCGUCAGCAUCACUGGAUCAGCACUUACGGCAUAUACCUCAGGUUGGCAUGCCCAUCAGCGCCAUCACCAUCAUGAUUAAUAAUUAUGAUGGAAAUAAACAAGGUCGAUCUAGAUUUUAGAGUCUCCACAAUACCUAUUCCUAUACUUUGAUGCUAGCUAAGCAUCUUUUAUUGCUUUGGAUUCCUUCAGCAUUGAUUAAGCUUCUUCGGUGCAAUUUAGUGUGCUUGUGCAAUGCCUUUUAAAUGAACAAAGCUCUUGCUUGAAGUACUAAAUAAUUGUAUUCACAUGAUAGUAUAAUGUAAAUGGUAAACAGUUUGUAGUAAAUAUGAAAUGAGAUUAGAGUUACAUUAGAGUAAUGUUGGAAAAAUAUUGAUGAAUUACACUUGUGACAAUGUUUUUAUUUUU